Messenger RNA from Aspergillus nidulans FGSC A4, 2343 nucleotides. RefSeq names its product pentatricopeptide repeat protein. Bases 1 to 2343 code for a protein of 780 amino acids. NCBI's taxonomy places the organism in Eukaryota, Fungi, Ascomycota, Eurotiomycetes, Eurotiales, Aspergillaceae. The transcript has a single exon. The record is from RefSeq and is a predicted model, not a curated record.
AUGUCAUUUUGUCCACAUCGCCUGCUGCUCUCAAGCGUCCGCGUCAGGUCACCCUCCUGUUCUGCGGAACAGAGGUUCCGCACCAGACUCAAUUAUCGACAGAGGAAGUUUUUAGGAUUAACGUAUCUUAGCGGAAAUGCGUUGCAGUCGAAUAACGCGGUCCCGCCCGGACAUAAUGAUGAUUUGGAGACUGGUGCGCGAUCGGAUUAUCAUGUUUUAGAAGACCUUACCCCGGGAGAUGACCAUGUUGCCGGCUCACUUAUGGAGAAACACCGAGAGGUUGGCGGUGUUAUAGCUAAACCUGACGCCAGUCAGACUGUUCCUGUUCAUUUACCUAAUUUAGAGCCCCUACGAGAACCCAAACGAAUCGUUCAUUACGUUCAGUACGAUCGGGAGGGGAAACGGCGGCACGUCCGCAGACAAUUUGUGGAUCAGGGAGUGUGGGAGAGAGACAUGGAGAUCAGGUCGACAUCGCUAUACUAUGAUCCCAAGUCAAUUAGAGCAUGGAGAGCCACAUGCCGUUUGAUACGCGAAGCAAGGACAGAUGGGAAGCCCUUUCCAGAGCUCCCAAAGUUAACUGACCACGACCACAUUCUCCUGGAAGCUCUGGGGAUGGCUUCAAAAGAAGCCUUCCGCGAAGCAUGGGACCGACUGCCUAAAAACGAUCAAGGCGCUCACUGGCACCGCCUGUCGCUGUGGUUAUUGUGUCACUUCCCCAGCCUUGUGCCGGAUUUUCUAAAAAUUACUUGCCACGGACCAUUUUUCAAGCCCGUAUUUGUGGCAGUCACAGACUGCAUCCAGCAUCUGUUGCGUUUCUUCCCUGACCUGCUGGAUCGAUCAUUCAUCAUAGACCUCAUGCACCCGGAUAGAUGGCCCGUCCUUCUGAUGCCCCAACGGCCUGUCCGAAUCUACGUCGCGAAUGCCGAUCGCGAUUCUGUACACUAUGCCUGGAAUCUCGUCCGCGAAAAAAGGAUACACAUGGCACCUAACACAAUCCUAUCCUUCAUGAAGCGUUUUACACAUUUUAGAGACGUUGACGCCGCUCUCGAAGCCAUCGAAAUGGUCAAGGAGGCGGCACAUCCCGCGUUUCGCAUGAAUUCCGAGGAGGUUGUCCGCCAUUGCUGCAAGCUACUGACGAUUGACUUUGUCGUGGAUGAUGGUGGUGUUCGAAAUUUCCGCAUCCUUCCCAAGCUGCUUGAGCUUGGUGUUCCGCCAACUCGCGACUUAAUGAAUGUAGUUUUGUUAAAUGCAUUCAGAUCGGGCGACACACACGUAUCACAAGGUAUACUGGACUACAUGAAAGAUCAGGAGCUAGAGCCUGAUGCGUAUACCUACAUGGCCUUACUCACAGAUGCUGUCCGUGUGGGAGACCACGAACGCUUUCAAUCAUUGUUGCAAGAGAUUCAGGUCAAGGAAGAAGUGCGCCGCAAUCCGUGGAUUAUGACCAAAAUCCUCCAUGCGCAUUUUCUCACCGUUGCAAAACGAAGGGACUCGGAUGAGGAUCCGAGUGACAUUUUCUAUUCCAUGCUUGAUAUGUAUGGUCGAUUACAUGACAUCACUCCUCUUAAGGAGCUUCUCAUCCUUCCUCCGCAUUAUGUCCAAUACGAAAAUGACGUUUCUGCACCUUCUGUUGUGGCUUUAUACAUUAUGAUCGCGACAUAUCUCCGCUGCGUGAAGAACAUGGGCAGAGUGGAACAAAUUUACUCUCGCUUUCGGGAAUUUGUGCUGAGCGGCCAUGAAAGUAUCGCUCCGCUUGCAGCAACGGAUCAUACCUACAACGAAUUCUUGGUAGCAUUUCGAAACAGCCCUGCAGGGCUUCGACCUGCAGUACGCGUUAUUGAAGACAUGCAACACAGCUCCUCCCUUCAGGGGCUCACGAAGGAAGACGGCAAGAAAAUUGGGAACGGUGGCAUUGGGCAGGUCAAACAUACACCACCAACUGUACGGACCUGGACCCUCUUAAUGAGCUGUUUUGUGUUCAACAAGCAACCGCAUGCUGCUGAGAAAGUGAGAGCAAUGAUGGACAAACACGGGGUUCGUUACGACAUAGAUGUUUGGAACAUGAUUAUCAACAAUUAUGCCAACUCGCAAAACGUCCCCGCGCUCGCGCGAGCAUUCAAGCAAAUGGAGUCUGAAGGCAUUAAGCCGGACAGCUUUACCCUAAACCCUUUACGCUACCUACGAGAUCCGGAGCGGCUCUGGGUUGCUAUUGAUGAGUUGGAUCGGGCCGAAUUCCAGAAGGGCACGUUGGGAAGUGAUUGGAAUGCCGUGGGGAGUAGGGAGAAUGUAGAGUCACUCCUUGAGCAGGGUCUCCAAAGAUUAAAGACAACCCCAAGGCAAUAA